Messenger RNA from Penicillium chermesinum, 630 nucleotides. Its product is annotated as RraA family protein. The record is from RefSeq and is a predicted model, not a curated record. Lineage: Eukaryota; Fungi; Ascomycota; Eurotiomycetes; Eurotiales; Aspergillaceae. The transcript is spliced from 2 exons. Bases 1 to 630 code for a protein of 209 amino acids.
AUGCAGGUUGCAGAUGGCCUAUCCAAGCUCAACUAUCCCAAUGGAGGAUUCCUUGAGGGCUUGACAAUGUACUCGCCUGAGUUCCAGGCCGGAGAAACGAAACUUGUUGGACAGGCUUUUACGGUCAAGUUUGUUCCGAAGUCGGACCAGGAUGCACCAAAGCUCCAGGGGAACUACAUUGAUCAAAUCCCCAACGGUGCGGUCGUCUUUAUCUCCCAGCCCUUACCUCAGGUUAACGCUAUAUACGGCGGGUUGAUGAGCCUCCGGGCGCAGAUUCUCAAUGCUGCGGGUGUGGUAGUAGACGGCCGAAUUCGAGAUCUAGGAGAGCACCGCGCUUUGAAGUUUCCUGUUUUUGCCAAAUCCGUUGGGACGACUGCUGGAGGCGAAGUCUGUCGUCCAUCUGAGGUCAAUGUUCCUGUCCGUCUCAACUCUGAGAACCAGGAAGCAUGGGUAGCCCCUGGUGACUAUAUCAUUGGAGACCUCAAUGGUGUGGUGCGCAUUCCGAGGGAUCUUGCCGAGAAAGUCCUUGAUCUGGUUCCUGCUAUUGCUGAUGCUGACGUGAAAUGCGCCGCGGGUAUCAAGGCUGGUCGCUCUGUCCAGGAGGUGUUUAAGGAGUUUCGUGGCCGAUAG